Molecule: messenger RNA, 498 nt
Organism: Strongylus vulgaris
Lineage: Eukaryota; Metazoa; Nematoda; Chromadorea; Rhabditida; Strongylidae
Source: the annotation of a GenBank genome assembly
AUGCGAGAGUUGAGAAUUCAGAAACUUUGUUUGAACAUUUGUGUAUUGGAGCAACUCACGGGUCAACUACCUGUUCUUUCAAAAGCCAGAUAUACUGUGCGAUCGUUUGGAAUUAGAAGAAAUGAGAAAAUUGCUGUGCAUUGCACUGUACGCGGCUCUAAAGCAGAGGAAAUUUUGGAAAAGGGACUGAAAGUCAAAGAAUUUGAGUUGCACAAGGAGAAUUUCUCAAACACUGGGAACUUUGGUUUUGGUAUCCAGGAGCACAUCGAUCUGGGUAUCAAGUAUGAUCCUGCUAUUGGAAUCUAUGGAAUGGACUUCUAUGUCGUCCUAGCUCGUGCUGGCAGCCGUGUAGCUAAGAGAAGACGUGCACCAGGACGUGUUGGACCAUCUCAUCGUGUGACACGUGACGAAGCUGUGAAGUGGUUCCAGCAAAAAUAUGAUGGUAUCAUUCUGCCGCCGAAGCCAAAGGUGAAACGCGCCAUCCACCGCCGACGUUAA